CUGGCCGUUUAAACUGUGUGUAGCAGAGCUGUCCUCAUCAGUACCUAAGUUCAGUCGAGAGCCGGUGGCCGACAAGUGAGCACGUUGUGCAGCGACACAUACAAUGAUGGCCACUCAAAUCCAGCAUUGAAGGCACAUCAUCACAAUGGCUCAGGUCACGGUACUUGCUCUCUGGAUGUUUGCUUUCGGCUUCAGUUUCGCCUUCAAUGGAGACAGCUUUGAACAGGAAUGUCCGGACGAAUGCGACUGCCACUACUUCAGGAUUAACUGGGUGACUGACUGUUCGGAGAGCAACCUCACAGAAAUCCCAUACGAUGAGCUGAGUCUUAGCGUGUACAUCUUGGACUUGAAUGGCAAUAACAUCACGAGCCUCAAGCCCUUCCCUGGAGAUAUCAAGAUGAGAAGACUGCAGAUAGCCAACAAUCACCUUACAAGGAUUGAUAAAGAAGCUUUCAAAGGAUUAGAAUACCUGAUAGACGUCGAUCUGUCAGGGAAUAACAUCAGCUACGUUGACCCUGAAGCCUUUCUGGAUGCUCGAGGUCUCCUGAAUGUCGAACUGCAAGACAAUCCAUUGACCAACGUUGGAGGACCUUUUUUGGCCUCCUCUACGCUACAGUAUUUGGAUAUCAGUUUUUGCAAUCUAUCAUCGAUAAAUUCACAAUUCUUCGACAACAUCACAACAUUGACAACAUUAGACCUUUCAGGAAAUCCUCUUAAGUCCCUAGAAGCGGGAAUUUUUGAUGUGCUGACCAGCCUGGAGACGCUGAAACUUAAUGAUUGUAAACUCACUUCUAUUUCUGAAAACGCUUUCUCCUCUGCCACCAACAUAAAAUAUUUAGAAUUAUCUGGUAAUAACUUAAUCAAUGCAGACUGGCCAGAGAUCCUCGGCAAACUGCUUCGACUAGAGUACCUGAACUUGAAGAAAUCAGGGCUGACAUCACUGUCUGAAGACACUUUCUCUAAUUGCACUAAUUUGGUUACACUUAUCCUGGCUGAUAACGAGUUACGAGACUUGGAUGUCGCAGCCACCUUGGGUAGCAGCGUUACUCAUUUAGAAUUGUUGGAUUUCUCUAACUGUAACAUACAAGGCCCUGUGUCUGGAGAAACAUUCACAAAUGCUACCAGAUUGAAAACUUUAUAUUUGUCUGGCAACCCAUUAGUUGCAGCAGACUUGCAAGCAGCGUUGGAACCGUUAACAAAACUUGAACGAUUAUUCUUAAGUCACUGUGGCCUUCGAGAUUUGCCAGAUAACUUUAAUGUUUUCGAUAACCUACUUGAACUUGACAUAUCCCAUAAUCCACUGGAAAACGUUUUCACAAAGUUAUUAGCACCACUCGAGAAGUUGGAAUAUCUCAAUAUGGGCUACAGUAACCUUUCCUAUAUCGGACCAGAUACAUUCGCCAAAAUGACGUCGAUGAGAAGAUUAGUACUAUCUGGAAACGAUCUCUUAUCUCUAGAAGCAGGACUUUUUGGUAAUUUGACUCAACUUACUACAAUAGAACUGGAGUUCUGUGGCCUGAAACGACCUUUGAACGGAUUAGCUUUCUUCAAAAAUCUUACAUACAUGGACUUACGCGAGAUACGUCUUGGAGGAAAUCCUUUAGUCAUUCCUGCGUCAGGACCAAUAUUUCCGAAACAGCUAUCUCAAGUUUCAAUCCUCGAUCUUAGUAACUGUAAUAUAUCUGCACUGAACGCGGACGCCUUCAAGAACACAGAAAAUAUAACUGAGCUCAAUCUCGGUGGAAACCGCAUCAGAUCUACAACGGGAAGCUUGUCCUUCUUAGAACGUCUACAUCACUUGGAAAAGUUGAACCUUGGAAGUAAUAACUUGACCACAAUAGAUCCUGAAGUAUUCAGCAACAAUCCCAAGUUACAUUUACUCAACCUGCUGGACAACCCGUUUGUGUGUGACUGUAAGAUCGCAGAGAUGUGGGACUGGGCUAAUAUGAUAAAAGGCGAUCUCGAUGUUCUGGUUGGGGCAAAGAGUGCUGAAAAAGACAUCGUGGUCAAAGGAAAUAAAAAGAAGAAGAACCUAUAUUGUCGAUACAACGAAACUCAGCUCCGGAACAUGACCACGAUGGUGAACAAGACGGUGCCGGGCAGGAGGCCAUUCGCUAAACCUAGAGAAUUAACAUUUGCUAAUAGAACAUGGGCGAAGUAUGUGAGGGAAUCUGGGUGUGAGCCGGUUGUGAAAAUUCUUCGACCGGUAGCUUUAGUCGGUGAACAAUAUGAUUACAGCUAUAGUAGUCAAAUUUCCACAGGAGUCGCAGUUGUAGCCGUUAUGGCUUUGAGCUUAGGAGUUGCUACGGUCCUCAUGACGAUCAAACUGUUUAGAAGGAAGAACAUAGUCGAAUCGGAUUCUGAGACCAAUAGAAAGGUUAGAUAGCGGGCAAUGGAGUCCGAGUGCCAGCUGCCAGUGUAUCGUCAGUCGCCACCGACUUAGUCCUUCGGAAACAUUGUUCCAUUUAUUCUUGUAUUUACUCUCGUCUGUAGUUCUAAUAGUUUGUCGAGAAGUUAAAGAUUUAGAAGUUUCGAAUUUAUAAUACGGUCACAUUGGUCACUUAUUUAUGUUAUUUUACUAGUCACAUCGCUUCGAUUGAGGUCAUGAUUCUCAUACGGUUUGUGAAGUUAUAGCUUAUGUUAAGUACCUAUCAGUAUUGAAUUAAUAAAAAUAUAGAUUCCUAA
This is a messenger RNA of Spodoptera litura, 2685 nucleotides long. RefSeq lists its product as uncharacterized. Lineage: Eukaryota; Metazoa; Arthropoda; Insecta; Lepidoptera; Noctuidae. Gene Ontology annotation, cellular component: extracellular matrix. Gene Ontology annotation, molecular function: protein binding. The record is from RefSeq and is a predicted model, not a curated record.